Camponotus floridanus (Florida carpenter ant) is the source of this 721-nucleotide messenger RNA. Its product is annotated as odorant receptor 13a-like. Lineage: Eukaryota; Metazoa; Arthropoda; Insecta; Hymenoptera; Formicidae. Gene Ontology annotation, cellular component: plasma membrane. The transcript has 5 exons. Gene Ontology annotation, molecular function: odorant binding; olfactory receptor activity. Gene Ontology annotation, biological process: sensory perception of smell; detection of chemical stimulus involved in sensory perception of smell. The record is from RefSeq and is a predicted model, not a curated record. The coding region runs from base 52 to 516 and encodes 154 amino acids.
CAUUUAAUUUAUAAUUAUGAUAAAACAAAGGAAAUCGUUGAUCUGAACGAUAUGUAUCGCAAAAAAGUUGCAUUUAUCGUGCGUAUGCACCGAGAAUCUUUAAAAUAUACGAAACUUCUAGAAGAUACUUUCAAUAUGCCUUUGGCUGCACAAAUGUUGAUGGUAACAGCUGGAAUAAGCCUUACCUUGUUACAACUCUCACGGCAGGAUAGCGAUUUACUGGACUUGAUAAGAUACAUGUUAUAUGUCAUUGGUCAACUGAUUCAUUUAUUCAUUCUUAAUUUUGAGGGACAGAAACUGAUAGAUCAUAGUGUUCAGACACGCGAUAGAAUAUACAAUAGCGCCUGGUACAAAGCAUCUAUGAAAUCGCAAAAACUACUCAUGCUGGUGAUGAUGAAAUGUCUUCGACUCAGCGUUUUAAGCGCUGGCAGAAUUUACAUUUUUUCUCUGCAAAAUUUCACCAUGGUUUUACAAACUUCAAUGUCAUACUUCACAGUGCUCGCAUCCUUUCAAUAGUUAGGUUAAGUAUUUAAUAAUUAGCGUUUCAAACCCAUGUAUCUCGAAAACAUCACAUUAUACUUCAUUUUUAUAUUAUAAUUACAUAAUUUUGUUAAUCAUGUAAUGUCUCAAAUUUAUAUUCUGACUUAUAACCGCCUUACUCGCACACGAUUGCGCUAUCUUAAUACCUAGCAUGUCUGCGGUAUCUUUAUCGAUAAAAAAA